Penicillium malachiteum is the source of this 2769-nucleotide messenger RNA. RefSeq lists its product as uncharacterized. The record is from RefSeq and is a predicted model, not a curated record. The transcript is spliced from 4 exons. NCBI's taxonomy places the organism in Eukaryota, Fungi, Ascomycota, Eurotiomycetes, Eurotiales, Aspergillaceae. The coding region runs from base 1 to 2769 and encodes 922 amino acids.
AUGGCGUCCCAAGACAGUUCUCCCGCUUCUGCGAGUUCCCCGCUGAUCCAAAGGAAACCUUUACCCCAUGCCAUUCCAAUUCCUACUCUAAAUCCCUCUCCUCUAUCUGAGGAUUAUCUGGACGACAUUCUUGAUCGCAGGUCGUCUUUGUCCCUGUCCCAUCCUGAAGAACCGUCCUUUAUAUCGCCAAGGAAUUCCAAUAGAUAUUCCCGUCAACGACAUCUGGCACAACCUCUUCGCAUCGAUACCGGUGCUCCGGUCUCAUAUCUGAGCUCCGUAGUGGAUCACGACGACGACUCCGAAGACGGUGAAGACUACUUUGAUGACGGAUCAUAUGAGCAACAGUUCACGCAUGGAACUCCUUCCACCCUGCAUAAUCGUCUAGUGAGCGAGCCUUUUAUACCGGUCCUGGCCUCGCCUCCUCCAUCUCAACGGCGCGCCUCGACUAUGGCCCUACAUCCGUCUCUCAACAGGCCACCUCCUUUACAAAUUGAUAUAAACGAUCGACCAUUAUCCAUGGGUCCGGAUCCCCGUCAGCCCAAAACUCCCGGUAAUAAAAUUAGCUCCUUCUUUGGCUGGAAGGGAAAUACUCAGACUUCGCCUGGUGGUGAAUCGUCUAGCACGGAGAUCUCCGAUGGUGGCCGUUCUCCCAUGCCCUCGCCAAUGCCUCCUCUCGCAAACGUCCCUAUGAAACCAUCUUCAUAUGAUAGCAGCAAGUCAUCCAUUCACUAUGGCCUUCCGGCUCGAACGCCCUCCGUGAGCGGGAUGAGUGCUCAGGAGGUUAUGUACGCGUCUAAAUUUGCGGACUUGGAAAAUGAAUUACGAGAAAUUAGUUCCGAGUUAGCGGGCUCUAUUCGUCGUGAAAUGGAGCUGGAGGAUUUAAUUGAGCGAUUUCAGACUGAAGUGCCAGAGACGAAUCGACGGACGAGUGACUAUUUCUCUGAUUCUGGUACUAGCAUUGUUCGCUCCGCGUCUGAUGCAGGUCGGAUGGAAGAGGAUAUUGGAAAGAUUCGUCGAGCUGCGGAGCAGGAGCGUGCGCAGUUGAAAGUUGAGCUAUCACAGAAACUGCAAGAAGAACGUUUGAAGCGCACAGCCUCCGAGUCUCAUGUUCAGAUUUUGGAGAACCAGGUUCAGCAGCUCCGUCGUGAACGAGUCGAUUUGUCUGAUCUCUCAUCCAAGACUCGAGAACUCGAAACCGCCCUCGAAGACACUCGUCGAAAGUUGCUCGAAGAGCGACAGUCCAAAGAUAACUUUGAAGAUCUAUUAACGGCCAUGCGCGUAGAGCUGGAGCAAUUACGAAAUGAACGUGAUAUUCUCCGGGAAGUCAAGCCGCAAGCGCCCCCAACGCCACCACCCCCACCACCACCACCACCACAGGUGCAGGCACCUUCACCGGACACCCAGCGACUGAUGGAAGAGAUUGAAGCGCUAAGGGUGGAAAAUGCAUCACUGGCACAAUUGCAGAGUAAUGGACGAUUUGCAUCCAUCGCGGAAGAGGAAGGUGGUGUGAACAAGCGAAACUCGACUUUCGGAAUCUCGAGAUCGAACUCAGUUGCUCGCAAGCCAAGCGGUCUCGCCCGUUCUGGUUCACUGUCACGAUCCAACUCUGUGAAUGCUGCUUCCAAGGAUCGCAAGGAUCGCGAGAGCGGCGGCGAAGGUUCUUUGGUCGACAAAGUAAAAGAUAUCGAGGUUCAACGCGAUGCUCUUCACCGAACAUUAAGAAGCCUCCUUGAUCGCCAUGCUCAACAAGCGCGGGAAUACGAGAAGCGCGCUCGUCUCAUGGAGAUCGAACUCGAACGUGCUCAGCAGGCUGGUCCUCUCCGCAAGCCCGGGUACGAGAGAGAUGUGCAAACCCUGCGAGAAGAGGUGAACCACCUGCGUAACCGAGCCGAAGAUGCUCUGGAUGGCAAGUGGCAGUGCGAGAAGAACUUGGCAGGUCUCAAGAUGGAUCUUGAUCGUGCGGAGCAAGAGACUAGCUCGCUCAGAGUUCUGCUGCAGGAGCACGACUCGGUCGUUUCCGAAGGUGGUGAAGCUGACGAAGAAAGCUUUGCCGAGGUAAUGGAAACCUCCUCUUCACUCGACUCUGCUUACAAGCAGCUGCAGGCCGACCGCAAGCAGGUCGAGGCCACGAUCGCAGCUUCAGACGAACUGGAGGCUGCAUUUGGCCGGACAGACCGAAUGGCCUACGACGUGCAGCAACAGUUGCAUACCAACAACUCUCUGCGCGGACGUCUGGAAUCUGCCAUUGACAAGGGUGAGCGAGACCAACACCUCUCUGUUGAGCGCAUCAACUACCUUCAGAACCGAUUGAAGGAGUAUGAGGACUCUCUCUUGCUUGCUCAGCACCACUCCGAAGACGAGAUGGGCAAGCACGAGGAGGAGAUCCGCCAGCUGAAGGAGAACCACAAUGCUCAGCUGGUCCGUAUGAAGACUGGUGCUCGUACCGCUGUGGCUCUGUCCCCACGACCCUCCAAUGCCCCCUUCAGCAGCCGCUCCCCACGUCUCGAUAGAACCACAAGCGGCCAAGGCAUGCCUCUGAUCCAGGUUGUUCAAGUUGAGGCCCUCGAAAAGCGGGUCAAGGAUCUGGAGAAACUCCUUCGUGACGCAGACAUGGAGAUGGAAGAAGUGGUAGGAAGAAUGAACCGCACACAGGUUGAUGUGGCCCAACUCCAAUCUGACAGAGACGAGGCCCUGCGUCAGACCCGCCUCCUUCAGGCGAAUAUUCAAACCGAGCGUGAUGCAUUCAAGGCACUACUGGGCCACGCAUGA